AUGUCAGAGCAAGCGCCGAAUGUGAACUGCACAUACCCUUACUCGGGCGCGAACUGCACCUUGACAUUCGCCGACGAGCUCGGCGGGAUUUGGACGGCGUGUGAAGCAGUCUCGCUCAGCGUCUUUGGCAUUCUGUCCACCGUUGGCCUGUUCAUCUCACUCAGCAUGGUUCGCAAGGAUGGAUUCCAGUUCUCUGGUGAUCACAGGCUCGUGCACCUCUCAACCCUGUUGAGCAUUCUGAGCGUGGUCCGAUGCGUGGAUGGCAAUGGAUGGGCCGCAACCUACCCGUUCUGGUUCGGCUUGCUUCUCUACGAUAUUGGUGGAUGCAUCGUCUUCUCCAUUUGGCUCAACGUCGUCUACUCGUGGGCGCUAUUUCUCUGCCGGGUCGUCUUGACACGUUCCCAAAAGUUUGCUCGCGCUGCCAAGUAUGCCUUCCGAGCCUCCCUCAUCUUCGUAUGGACGUUGCAGCCCUUGGCCACCCUCAUUGCGUUCGUCCACCACCCUUUCUAUAUCGGCAAGUGCAUGCACUAUGUCUUUUCGCUCAUUAUUUUGGGAGUUUGGAUGAGCGGCGAAAUUUGCUCGUGCUUCUUGAUCCACCGAGUCCUCAUGGACGCCCAGCGGCGAUAUGGACAAGACCGCACGGGUGUCUAUACCUCAAAAGACGCCGAGAGCGUGACGGUGCCACCAAGUGCGGCCGACCCUGAAGAAAAGAAAGAGGAAGGCAUGGCAAGUCGGCGACGUCGCAUGGCCGUGCGUCGCAUCCACCGCCUGAAUCUAAUUCUCAUUUUCAUUGAGAUUCUGGCCAUUUUCGCCAUGGCGUACUCGCUCUCCAAUUGGCUGGACUCGCAGUAUGGCUUGGAACCGCCGAAUGUCAUUCCGCUGCCAACUCCUGGUGGCGUGUUCUUCGAGUAUGUCUUGGAUAUCGUCUUUGCGCUGAUUGCCACAACCAUGUUUUGGUUCUUCCGGCCAUCUCGCAACCGUCGAAGGUCGGAUGCAAACGCUCGCGGUGCCGAUCUUGACAAUUCGAGCCAUAGCCAGAGCCACAACGAGAGCCACAACGAGGUCGAAUCGCCGCGGGGACAGUUCCGCAAAGCCUCGACAGGCCCAAUGUCAAUGUCACUUGUCGGUAUUGGCCCUUCAUCCAAAUUCACCAGCCAGGCAGAACUGUCCGAGCCUGAAGUUGUUCAAGUGAGCGAGGAAGUUGUUCAAGUGAGUGAGGUUUCUUCGGAACAGAAAAAUUGA
Messenger RNA from Capsaspora owczarzaki ATCC 30864, 1242 nucleotides. RefSeq lists its product as hypothetical. Bases 1 to 1242 code for a protein of 413 amino acids. The transcript has a single exon. The record is from RefSeq and is a predicted model, not a curated record. Lineage: Eukaryota; Filasterea; Ministeriida; Capsasporidae.